AUGGCAAGAGUGUGGAGAGAUGGACAGAAGAAGACGGUGUACAUUUAUCGUCUUUUAACAACGGUGCUUGCUCUGGAAUUUCUGAUGACAAAUUAAAAUACAAAUUUGACCUUAGCUCAGAUAGUUGGCUGGGGCGGUACAAAGAAAAGUGAGCGGGAAAAAAACAACGAAGGAGUGCCGCUUUUCCCCCUCCGCUCUGCUUUUUGCGCCACUCUCCAUUGUCUGAACGCCUGGAACAGGCCAUUUUGAAUGAAGAGAAGGGCUGAUUCACACUGAGACGUUUUUCGUGUUAGACAAGCUAAGAUAGAAAUACAGCAAAACUUAUAAUUCUGACGAUGAUUUGCAAAAUAAUACGGAGCACCAUCAAAGAAUAUCAAUAAAACAGAAACCAAAUGUGCCGACAUGAAUAUUAACAACACAAAUGUACAAGAGAACAGCGAGUAACUCAGUUUGUAAAUAGUUCACUCCAAUGAAAGUGGUCGUUGUGGGGAGGUUAAGGACUGCUGCGCUGACUUAAGUAGCCGUUGCCGAUGUUGAGAUUCGACUGUAUGCAUUUCCAUGGCCUUUUUUUUUUUUUGCCUUUGGUUAUUAUUUUUUGUAAUGUACCGUGUUCAAGGCUUCCUUCAGGUCUUUAUAUUUUGCUAUGAGCCCCAGUCUUUUGGAGUAGGCUACUUGCACUAAGAGGUCACGUGACCAAUGCUUCCUUUAAACAAUGUGUUGGAAUCUUGCUGAUGCCAAAAACUGACAGAGCGCAUAAAAAUUAUCUUACACCCGAAAUUUGAGAGGAAAUGCAUUUAAGGGGGAUAUUUUAUAGCACUUUGAUUUCUCAACAAAGUAGUAUGAUUUGUAUUGGCUGCCAUGUUGGAGGGCAUACUCUUGCCCUCCAACAUGUUUGCAAAACUACUUUUUGCUUCUAUCUUGUUAAACGUUUGGUAGUUAGGUUCAGAUGUGCUGAGAAUGUUACCACAUCAUCUUUUCAACAAUUUCCUUGAAGUGUAAGUGCAAAAUUUGUGUUCAGAAAGAGGUAAUUCAUAGUUUUAAAAACACAUUUUGGUCACAUGACCAGCUACGAACUUACUCAUUUUAAGAAAAUGGUGCAGGUUUGAAAAACUAAAUCAUUAUUAUUUUAUUUAAGAUAUGACCCACUAAUGGUUUUUUGAAGGCUAAAUCAUAUAGCUUUCAUUUUCAUAAAAAUGAUGUCACAUGACCUCUUAGUGCAAAUGGCCUAUUGUUCGUCACUCAAUGACAUGGAACAUACGUUGCUUUUGUAGGGAACCAUUGAAGAGAAGAUUUACCAACGUCAAACUGCUAAGCAAGGAUUGAGCGGAACAGUAGCCGAUGCCAAGGAGACGGUGAAGGUUGAAUUCUCACGGGACGAGUUAAAGGUGAGCAUCCAAUCCGAUUGGCUAUUUCUAACAUUUGUGUCGUCUGUCUAUCCUGGGUGCCAGAGACGUUUCCGGUUUCUGUCAAGUCUUUGUAGUGACCCGCUCUUGGCUUCGGCCUACCGCCGAAGAUGUGUCGGCGUUCGGCCGACACCGAAAAUUCCCGCCGCACGCGCGAGAAAAACCUCUGGUACCCUGGGUAUCGUCUGCCAGGAUAAAAUCCUAAUGCGUCCUGUUGUUAUAGCCACAGAACAUUACCUUGUUAGCGAGCAGGGCUGAGUUGCUCAAAGCAUGGUUAGCUUUAACCAUUGGUUAAGCAGUAUCAAAACCAAUACGUUGUCAAGGUAUUAAACGCCGGACAACGCUAACCAUGCUUCGAGCAACUGGGCCCAGUACUUUUCUGUCGUCUCUUAUUAAUUAUGCCACAUAAGUUGGUUCCAUCUCGUGUGUGUGGUACUUCGUUAUGUUACUGUAUAUUAUGCUUCAUAACGUAGUGCCCCCUUUGUGCUUACGUAUAAAAUCUUUUUUUCAAACAUGGCCAUGGAUGAAUUUCCUGGAAUUGACCUCGUACGGACUCUAUUUAAGUACAAAAAAAAAGAGAAAGGAAAAUUCGUCGUCGUAUGUUCAAUCACGUCGUCUAUAAAACGUUCCUUCGUGAUUUUUCACGUCGAAGUCGUUCAGUUGUAGUCAAGGAAAUGUACCAAAAAGCGUGGCGGAUGAGUGUGAACAGCUGUUGUUUUGCUCAUAUAACCCGUCGUCGUGGUUACUUAAGCCCCCCUCCCCCCACCCAAUACAUUCACCAACAAUUGUCACAGUACUGAUGUUGUGUUUCCAACUCACAGGACUUGUUUACUCUUCAUGAAAACAGUUUAUGUCUGACGCAUGAUCUCCUGCAGUACACGUGUAUGGCGUCUGAGGUGGGUAUCUCCAGUAAUGUUUUCAAAUGUGGGAACGGGCCUAUCAACAUGAAGGGUGUUGCCGUUGUUUACUCUUUGAAUAAACUUAAACUUCGCCAACGGUUUAUUGAGGAGCAAGUGCGGAUCGAGAGACUUGAACUUAUUGUUUUUCUUAGAGUAUCAUUCAUUCACUGGGCUUUUGGGUACUGCAUUUAUCUCUGUUACAUAGGGGUCUCGUCCAUGCAAACAUUUCUUUGCAGUUCUCCUCUUAUUCACUAUUUUGCUUACUUUAUUUUCCCUUCUUUUUGUCCUUUUGAAUAUCCCGCUAUGAACAGUCUUUGAUGCGAUCCAGGUAGGUAGUGAUCCUUACCUGGAUAAAUUCUAGUUAUGCCGGGAGUCAUUAUGAUUACAUUUUCUGCGUUAUGUGGAUAUUGAAUGCUAUCUGUUAUGCGCUGAAUUGUCUUUGUUUUGUCCUCUUUGAUUAAUCUUUUUAGGCAGUUUCAUCUUUCUUUCCCUCCUUUCUCUUAAAAUGUAAUCCGAAAUAACUCUCGGAGAAAAACCAUGAAAAGUGUGGGCGAAUUUAGAGUUAAUGUCAGAGGCUAGAAAUUAAAUGCAACCCGGCAUAUUCUGAGAAGCAUGAUUACGAACAAUUUUCUUCACGAUUUAAUUUGUUAUUAGUUAUUUUGAAAAAAAAUUCAUGACCUUUACCUUAGAAUAAGAUUUUACUUUUGAAGCUGCGGCAAUUUAUGAGCCCUAGGAGAACCAAGACUCGUUCCCAGAGCCCGUCGUUUCUUCCUUCCGCAUGGUUGAUAAAGCCGACGGGGCCCUGGGAGCUGUCUGUCACUGUCCAGCGUUUGCAUCUAACACAGGGACACAGUCACCUUGUCGAAAUAAACUGUAUUCAGCACUAAGGUAAGUGCACUUAUUUGACAAAUUUUGUACAUAUGCUUGAAUUUACUUCAUUCCGUUGAACUCUUUUUGUGCAUAUUGAGUAAUCGCUGUUUUUAUGUGGCCGGUAAUCGCGGAAUGUUUUGAAAACACUUAAUGAUCAGCAGUCCGAGAUUUCAAAUAAUCGGGGGUUGAAGCGGAAUCUUUGAAUCUUUAUAUUCAUGAUUCCUGUCGUUUUUGCCUCAAUGAUUCAUGACUCAUGAUUCACGAAGACUUCUUGAUCACCUAUUGAUUUAAUGAUUUUCUCAGGGACAACUUAGUUUCGUUUUGUGUUCUUUGGUGUUCAAACUUCUGCUUCAUUCAGACUUGGUAUCAUCAUUCGUUUUGUCUCCGCAUGGAGUUUUUCUGUAACUGAACAUUAAGCACAAGGUUACUGGAGAAACAAGCGGACUGUCAGCCCCGAAUGCACGAAUUAUAUAGGGGGGGUUGAAAAUUGGACUCUCGGAAACGCCAUAUCCUGCAUUCCCUGCAUCGAACGCAAUUAAUUCAUACGUGUAUUUUGUUGAGCUUUUCUCAGAGUCUCGUUUUUCAUAAUUACCAAGUUUUUAAAAGAAAGAUUCAUGAUUCUUACAUGUUUUGUUACGAUGAUUCAUGAUUCCGCUUCCAUCCCCGAAAAUAAAUUUUUCAAAUCGAAGAAUGGCAGCCAAUCCAAACUAACAUUUGUCUGUUAAAAAAAGUCAGGCGAUUCUUUACAGAUCUCAAGUCUAGCUUUGGUUUAGGCAGGGGUCAGAAAACAAAACCAUGAUGAUGUUUUGUGACAUUCAGAACCUUUUUCAGGUCGACUGCCACGUGUCAAGGUUUCCGGAAGUCCACCUGAAAAAGAUUUUGUGUCACAAAACACGGUCUUUGUUUGCGCAACCCAAACAACAGUCUUGAGCUCUAUAAAGUACUUCAGGAUCAUUCCACCCCCCGGGCGGGGGUACCAUAUAUGGGCUAUAUAGAUAUGUGCCGCUGUGAAGGGUAUGGUUUUCAAGCAGUUUACUCUGGGAUAGGGUAUAUAAAUCAGAGCGUUUGGGUCUAGAAUAGGGUAUCAUUUUUCAGGAAACUGAUCAGUUUGGUAUAAGGUUUUGUUUUUGCUAGACUGUGCUAGUGACCUCAGUAGUUUCUGGAAAACAGCUGCUCUAGGAUAGGGGGGUGGGAUUUGGGGAGUUUACUCUAGUAUAGGGUAGCAAAAUUCCGCUGAACUAGCUCUGGUAUAGGUGAAGGUUCCAGGGUCCCGGCGGCACAUCCCCACCCAGAAAUUCUUAAAGUACCCCCCCCCCCGGCAUUUCACCAAAACAUGAAAGUUCCAUUUGGUAGGGCUUUUUCGAUUUGUCAAAUUUAUUAAAAACAUCGGACUGUCAGUCAUUUAUUGUUUUUCAUCUUAAAAAUUAAUCAACUCAAUAUCGCAGUUUUAUUUAAUCAGAGUUCUAUUAAAGCAGUUGACAGUUAAGUUGUCAUUGUUUUCAGGGUACUGCAGAUUACCAUGUACGACGUUUACGUUACCAAUAAUCAAACCGAAAAUGUCUAUGUGAGGUUGAAGCCUCAAGAACUUUCUUCUGUAAACCCAAAGUUUCAUCAAGAAUUACACUCCCUGGUGAGAGAGGGCGAAAUGGAUAAAUCAUACAUUCAAACAUUCUUACUACGAUGGGGUUUUCGCUUGAUUCCUCCUCGACAGACAGUGCCAUUUGUAACUGUGGCUUGUAGUAGUAGUGGUGGAACCCUUAUGUACGCUUCUUUGUAUGUCCGGUCAGAAUUGUGGGCUAUGGAUGAAGAAGUCGACUUCCACAAAUUUGGAUGCCUGUUUGUCAGAAGUGAUUAUACGCCGCCAACCGUGAACCCAAUAGGUAGUUUUAGUUUUAGUUUUAGACAGGUUAAUCCUGAGCCAGUUUGGAUUGGAGCACAUGAAGGUGAUAAUAUUCCGACAAAUGCUAUCAAAUCAUCCAGCGGUUUGGAAGUAGAGUAUUUUGGUCGAUUGGUGAAUGGCGGGCCAUGUGGUGUGUCUGUUACCCCCGAUAAUAAGUGCAGUGAGUGGAAGUCGAAUACUAUGUACGGGCUCCUUCAGACAUCUGGUGAAAUCCUGCAAGCUACUGGCCAUCAGCUUUAUCGAGUUAAAAGUGGCGAUCCCAUACCUCCUAACGCCGUGAUUGUUGGAGUAAGUGGUACUGAAGGAUCACUUUACCUUGGAAGGGUUGGUGGUAAAAUUCCGUGCUCAGUCAGCACAGAAGAUGGAAAAAUUAAGAAGUUUUUUUAUCCUACCGGAGACGAAACUGAUUUUGAAAGUUCGAGUGGUGAAAUCCUUGUUCUGACAAAAGGCACUGCAGCUUAAAUUUUAGUGGACGAUCAGUAUUUGCAUCAGAGACAAGCAAUACGAUUUGAAAGUGUAAAUCGUUCGAUGCAAUAGUGCAGAUGGUAGCUUUAGACUAGUAUUAUGAUAUUUCGAAAUGCUUUUAAUCAAUUUUUUUAAUACUCAUUUUCAUUUUCUUGUUUAAUUCAGAUUUACAGUUUUCUUUUCUCACUACCCACAAAUAGCAAGGCUAGUCUAGGUGGGCAGCGUCUAUAUAAAACAAAUACGCACUCCAAAUUGUAUUCAAUUGACUAGUCAACAAAAGUAAUUUAGAGUGUGAGGUAUAUAGUCUGCUACACAGCCGUUUUCAGUGUCGUCACGCAACGUUCCUCCCUCCUUCCUUCCUUGUAGGGAGGAACGUUGCGUGACGACACUAAAGACGGCUGUCUAGCAGACAAUGCGGUACAUAAAUUGUACAAAUACUAAAGAGCAGAAGAAAAGGUACGUUAAAAACAAUGCUGAGGUUGACUGGAACAAGAAUAUAAAUCAGAAACCUAUAAGUUAUUAAAAUGAUUGCAAAGAUAAUGAUUGGGUGAGUUACGGACGAUUUUGCAAUGUUAGAGAAAAAAAUACUGCAGCUUAUUGCAUAGUAAGAGGAGCACAUAGAGAAAUCGAUAAUAGUCAAGAGUGGAAAUUGAAAUUUAUUUGUUAUUUUCAUUUCGUCUGAGUGCGCACAAUGAUUAUCGGCAUUAACAAAAUUACACUAAACAUCGGUGCCACUUCAUAUGUAUCAAACAAUGCUCAGUAAUGAUUAAAACUAUUUUUAGCAGCGUUAUUCGUGCUGCGGUGGUUAGCUAUGAAAGCUACGUUCCCUUAACCACUCUACACUUCUUUCGAAGCCGUUUACUUCUUUUCUUUUCUUCUGUUAUUUGUUAUUUUGUUCCUGUUACUAUCUGACAAAUGUAAAUAUUAAAUAACUGUAAUUGCGACCCAUUUUCAGCUCCUUUCUGACCCCUCCUAAUACGACAUUCGGCUUAAAAUGCCGAAGCUAUGCGAUACAGGCGACACUAUGAUCUAUCCGCCCGCCGGUAAAGUAUGCGAGAUAUGCCUGGGGCACCUCGUGUAGCAUUAUGUACCCCACCUGUGAUAAAUGUUCCUUGGCAGUUUGUAGAGACCUUUAGAUUUUACGACGUAGGAGAACGAGAUUUUCUCAAUACUAGGUUGUGCAGGCGGGUAAGCCAGCGUCAUUUGGAAGGAAAAUGUGAUAGCCGUCGUCACAGCUCUACUAUGAGUUUUAGCGAGAAUGACGGAAACAAGUUAUAGAAUGUUAGAAGUUUAUUAUUUUUGCUAUCGAGAGAGGGUUAAUCUCUUUCAAUAAAAUGUAACGGCGCCUCCUUUUCUAGUAAAUAUGUGCGAUAAAAAUGUUAAGUUAAAUCGCAGGUUACAAUUCUUAAGGUCUCGUAGAACAACCACAGCCAAGUUUUGUAUUUUUCUUUUACCAAGAGACGCGCAAUCCACAGUAAGAAAAUUGUUUAACGGUGCCUACAUAAAUUAUCUUGAAAUACGUUUUGCGGUGUUCGACGGUAUAGCUUUGAGGCCUUGACGGUAUCGCCCCUUUUAUUAAUUUCACACAAAUAUGGCUCCGGUUCUAAGCUGGAAGCAAUGCUUUACUUUUUCUUUUUCCGCAAACAGCGAGGUAUCGGUGCCAGCAUGAAAACGGAAAAAAAAGACACUGGCAUACUGCUUAAUUCCUACUGCACUGUAUUUCAUUCGCUUUUUAGAGUGAAAGAGAUAACGAAGAAUGCCAAUCAGAGCAGCCUACAGUCAAUCUGCAAUCGAGCAGAAAUGUAACCAGGCCUUGUCAGUUAGGAUUCGACAAGAACCUCAGUAAUCAAGUAUGUGUUAGUCUAGAUCUCCUACUUAACCGUUCUUUGUGUCGUUACUCAGACCCGUGUAGAGUGGGAUUGGGUAACAUCAGAAGACCUACUGCAGAGGAGAGUAAGUUUUUAUACGGUAUAGAUUUCAUUUAAGGCGUCUUCUUCAGCACUCAACUUGGAUCAAUUCCAUCACUCAUUAUCAGCUGGUGUGACGAUAACGCUUUGGAGGCGAGGCAGCCGAGCAGUUAACUUCUCUAACUUCAGAUUUCGUACUCAUUAGGAACACAGGAAGAGAGAACCUGGGAACAAGAUUGUCGCUUGACUUGAGUUAUGAACAUUUUGACGUCAUUUCUAUGAAAAACCGAACAAUGGAAAUCGUUGUCACUUUGUUAAAUAUUUUUCACUGCAAUAACUAUUUGACUGAGAUUCGCUUUUGUGAUGAAAUUAAUCACUUGAAACUUUUUUAAUUAACAGAAUUUAUCAAUAGCAGAGCUGAUGGAUUGGCAACAUUUUCCAUGUCCUAGCGUCCCUGCUUCAGAUUUUGAGGUAAAUACUGUUUACUUUGAAACACUACCAAGCUCUAAUGUUGAGUUAUAAAUGUCUUAAGUCGAUAGAUCCAAAGUACAUUGCCGAUUUUCUGAAUUUAAGGAUGUAUGUUAUAAUCUAAGUGAUAAUGGAAGUAACUUGGUACAGCCUCAUUUUAACACUGAGUGGAUGCAUAAAUCCUUGUCAUUCACAGCAAGCAAGUUAUGGAAUAAGCUCCCGUUAUAUAUUAGAAACGCCGAUAAUCUUUACGUAAUCAAAAAGGCUCUUCAAAAGUUAAAUUUAGAAUCUUUGUACUAGCUUUGACUUGAAUUUGUAACUAAGUUAAGUUUAAUUAUUACUUUUUUUAUAUGAAUAUAUAUUUUUAUGUAAAAGAUAUUAGAUCUUAUGUAUAUAUAGUUUUGACUUUUGUCUUUUACUGCGUUCUUGUAUAUCACGUGCACUUUCGAACGAGUGUUUUUGUAAGCUCUUAGGUGUUACGUGUAUAAAUAGUCUAUUACUUCUAAUAUUACUACUUCCCGUAGGGGAGUAGUAGUCUCCCCUCUCUCUUGUGUCUCCUUGCUCGUGCUGCUCCCGCGUUAACACCGAAAUGGAGAUCCCGCUUGCAGGCCUCAUCUGGAUCGUUCGAAUAGUCCCGGGAAACUUUUAGACGAUCCAGGCGACUCCGUUUAUUCCAUCUCAGUCCCUGAAGUGGUCUAAAGCACACAGCCAUAUCAUCUCUCGAUCGCCUGACGACAUUUUGAGACGAUCUGGACGAUUAUAUGGAAACCAGACUAUAUACGGAUUUCGGUUCUAUGCAAGUGAUUGGUAUAGUCCCAAUCACUCUUCAUUGUAUCAAAGGUGUUUCUAUAUAAAGCCCUAAACACAUUUUGAGACGACUCAGAGGACAAAGACGAUGUUAAUUACCAGGAAACUAUCAGAAUUUCUUCAAGAGUUUUUUUUAUCAUUUGAAAGGCUGAAUGAUGGUUAUCAGUUUUAGAGGCACCUGCGAAUCGGUUUGAAUAAUUAUUGUAAAUUGCGCUUCGAUGUUUGCAUAUCCCAGUACCAGAACAUUCUUCCUCGUUUUUUGACAAUUGCCUCUUUUUUUGAGACGACCCCGUUCCUGAAAUGCAGAGUUGAUACAUCUCUUCUGUUUUUUUCAAGGGAGGGGAGGAAGCGGGGGGAGAGACAUGACAGAGGGGUAGGGGAAAUGUUCCGGAACUUAGUGCCAGCGUUAGACAAUCCCAGUUUAUCCCCAAACCAACGAAUAACCUCAGUAAAUUUCUCGCAGGACGAGGCCGUGAAAGCAGCAGGCAACACAGUCUCAUUUGUAUUCAGAACAAAGAUGUUUGGACAAGACACGGCGCAGGAAAGAUUGUGAGAAGGCACUGAUGCACUUGUAUAGAAAGUUAAAUUUCAUAUUUCAUACAUCAAAUAUUUUGUCAAGUUUAUUCGAAUAUUUUUUUAUUGAAACCAGGGAAUAAAUGAGUUGAAGAGAGUAUAUUUAUCAUCGUGGGGCAAAAUUUGUAUUUUCUUUUUUCUUUCUUUUCUUUCUUUUUUUUUAUUAUGUUUUGCGGCACCUUUGCGUUCUUCCCAACUUUCCUCUUUCAUUUCGAAAGCUUGCCUUGCAGGCCCAACUGAUUACGCCGUCUCUUUUAGAGAAAUGACACACUUAUCCUCGCGACUGCAAACUCGCCGAAAUUGAUUGCAGAGUUUUGGAAAUCAGUAAGCUCGCGUAUUUGGUAAUAACGUUUUAUUCUGAAAACAGCAAUAAAAAAAAAAAAGGAAAAUGUGCUUUUAUACGAGUCCUGGCUAAAUUUACCCUUUAAGGGAAUGAAAGCGUUCUCGAAAAUGCACAUUUUCAAGGCAGUGAAGUCGGAUCAGUUUAAUUAACUCAUCUUCAAGGACUGUGAAAAUAGACUACAAACAAGUAUUAAUCAACUGUUUUUGGCUAUACAGUCUUGAUUUUUAGCUACAAUACUUACUAGUGGUAUAAAAAGGUACCUAUAUUACCUACAUUUUUUAAUCUCAAGCCCAAUUCUGCCAGCUUCUUUUGAUCUUCUUUCACCUACGAAGGAAACAGUAUGAAGAAGUCAUGGAAUUCCCUAUGAAGAAGUUCAACAGAAAGUUGUUCAAACGUGAUGAUGACAUGGUAGGGCAAGGGUGGUUCAGUGGUGAGAACACUCGCCUCCCGCCAAUGUGGCCCGGGUUCAAAUCCCGGCGUCGACGCCAUAUGUGGGUUGAGUUUGUUGUUGAGUCUCUCCCUUGCUCCGAGAGAUUUCUCAAAUGUUAGUUUUCCCCUCUCCUCAAAAACCAACACUUGCAAAUUCCAAUUCGACCAGGUAGACCAAAAACCAGCUAGUGGAAGUGCUACCUCCAAAUCAUUAUUUAUUAUUUAUUCAAUAUUUAAGUGGAAGUGAGUGCUAUUUAGUUUAUAUAGGCACCCCACUCAAAUGAUAGCAAACCAAUGUAAUGUUAUUUUGAAAAUACCGCUAUUAAAAAUCCUCCCCAACUGGUAGAAACAAAGUAGCUGCCUAGUUACAAGCGUGACCGAUGAGUUGAACUCGGUACUACUAAUCAAGAAACAUCUCCAGUUAGUAGUCAUUGUGAGACUAAAACCCAAGACCCCCAGACGGGAAGUCUGACGAGCUGGCACUCAAACAAGCUGCCUCGUUAAGCGUAUGAGCGUAUAUAGGUUUACGUCAGGUAUAUAAGUUCUUUUUUUUUCUUUUUAAUCAUGAAAUCUUCUCGCUCCGUUGGCUUUCUGAUUCGAUUCUUGAACAUGCUUCGGACCAUGUGUUCUAAUUAAGUUUUGUUGUGUGUUUUGAAGCGUCAUUGAUAGUUAAUUCGACCUGCUGCAGACACUUGUUGCCUUGUGGCCCGUCUCAUUAUGAUAACGUGCUUCGAAAAACAUAUCCCGCGCGUGGCCAAAACAAAUUACUUACGUGUGCAUGUGGAAUACUAAAAAUGUUCUGAUCAAACGUUCGAGUCAGUAAUGGAAAAAGUGUCUUCUCUGUAGAUUGCAUCCAUUCGAUUCCAUUUGAAACAAGUACCGUCCCACUUAAGAUCUUAUCAUCGAUUCUUUUGCAUUAUUUUCACCCGUUUUUGAUGGACGCCCUGUCGAGAAAGAAGCCAAACAAGAGAACGGAACGUCACGAUUGGUAGCGCUCUGACAAUUUGGAAUCAAAUAAUAAAAAGCUUGAGGGUUAUGGCGCUGGUGGGGUGACCUCUCUACGCCCCUCUCUCUGAUGUAAUAUUUGCAAAUCUCAAGUGGUUAGUGAAAUGCUGGGCUGUUUUCAUGAGAUAUCGCUUUGUGCGACGCACUUUGUAAGAGGAGGCGUCCUGAAGCAUGAAGAUUACAAAACAAGUCACUUCUUGUUUUAUUUUUGGAUUAUUGGCGAUCGUGUCCGCAAUUGAAGGUACAGUACAAGUUGAAAAAAAAUUACUUUAACUUUUAACUUGAAGAAAAGAGACGACAACAGCACCACCAGAAACGUUUUACUCGAUGGCUUUCGUACGAAUUAUCACUUGAGGGUUUAUCGUUAAGUUCACAGUUAGGACCAUUUUUUUCGAAUCUCAAUUGAAUUCUGUGGGCAGGAAUGUGAUGUUCUCCUACUGUGCCUUUUUGUUAUGGGAAACGCCCUCCUUAUCACUGUCUUUAAAACCUUUAAAAUGGGUGUUUGUUUUAGUUUCGGUAAAUGCUUUCAAGUCAGAUAACACUGAUAUAAAGGUAUAUACGUCAAACCCCGUUAAUACGGACACUGAGGGGGGCAUAGAAAGCGUCCGUCUGUAUUAACGGUGUGUCUGUAUAAAGCGUGUUGAAUUUAGAGAAAAUGUAAUGGUUUUCUUUCCCCUGGGACAAAUCAAACAGUCCGUUAUAAUGAGGUUUCUGUAUUAAGCGGGUGUCCAUAAAGAUUGGUUUGACGGAUAGCUAUAAGCGUCGAUCAGUGUUUCUGUUUUUUACUAUUACCAUUUUGUUGCUCAAUUUUCUUUGUUUUUCUUUUCUUCUUUUUUUUUACGAUUUGAUUGUCUUAUUCACAUUUUAAAAGUCUUUUCGCCAUAGGCUGUAAAUAUAACCGUAUGUCUCUUGGUUGACUAACUUAGUACCAUAAUUUGUGAUUGACACCUGUCGCGUUGCUACCUGUAAGACACCAUUUUCAAAAGCCAUUAGUAGAUUGGGAGGAGCUUCAAGUCGACUAAUGAAGGGAUUUUCCGAACACUGUCCGAAGGUUUUAUUAUCGUUUCUGAACAGUUUCCCACGUAGUUAACGAAGGUUAACGAAGUUCACUAAAAUUUCCGAAGAAGAUUUUGCUAGGGUCUCAAACGUAUUUGAUUAAGCAAUCAAUAAACAAAAUAUGAUAAAGCAAGACAAAGCAAUGUAUUUGUUUUUCUGCAAAUGUUCUAGGACUGCUCUCUACAUUCCUUCAUGAUAGUUUUCACUUACAUUCAGUGAUACUUUCGCGAGCAUUACUUAUUAUACACUUGAUUACAGAGGCCGCUCUAACUUAAGAGUCGAUUACAGUCACUGUCAUCCUUUAUUGUAGCGUAUUGUUCUCUAUAAAAGUGUGGCUGUAAAUAAGUUCCAAUUCCGCCGUUUUCUUGAGUCUGCUCCUUUUCGGGUCGCGGACUCAUUUUCGGAACAGCGGCUACUAAUCGAAUCUAACUAUCUCAUAAGUUCGGAUCAUUCAACUACUUCUUUCCUAAUAUUCUGUUUGUCUUUUACAUCCCCCAAAAUAACCUUUAAAAGCGAUUGCAUGAGAGGGUAAUGUGCAUUAUAAAUUGAGAUAAAUUUGUGCGUUUGCCCGGCGACAGAUCAAGAUGAACAAGAUAAUCCAGAUGUAGAAGCAGACGAGGCUGCUGAUGCUGCAGCAGCUGGUACAUCAAAUUUUCGACCUUCCACGCAUGCGCCAGGACCGUGGUUUGAACGCAUCAUGGGUUAGUGAUAAACAGCAUAUACAAAGUAAUCGAACGCAAACGUAGUUCCAGUUGUUGCUUGCCUACUCAGUUACGUACUCGAAAAGCGGAAAUACGUCUGCGUUCGCAGGCUAUUAACCAAUUUCUCGAGGAUUUUUUCCGUAGAAUGUUCAAAAUUUGCCCGAAAACUCCCCGAAGCCAUUAGGAUCGUUUUCAGAUAUUCUCGAACGUCGCCAAAUACUUCCAAAGAGUCCGAAUUGGCAAAAGGACGACGUUAAUGGGAUAGCCUUUGCAAGAAAACAAACACAAAUUCUUAAGUUAUCCCUUCAUUUAUGAAAUCUAUUUCUUGUUGUUGUUGUGACAGGCUUACUAGGUAAGUUUUUAGUUUUAAUUAAUACUGACUUAUCCAUAGGUCUUAUACGUUCCAAGAACUUCCGUAACAUUUACAAGAAUUACCUGGGUAAUAGAGGAGAUCAAGACUCCACUGACACCUCAUUUAACGAACUGUCGAGGCGGAACUUUGCCCCAGGCCCUGUGAAACAUGUCUACGUGGAGGAGAAGAAAAUAAGGCACCACCACCCUCAUCAUAAACGUCAUCAUCAUUAUCGACAUAAACAUAGUAAGAAUUACAUUGAUUAUUAUUAUUAUUAUUAUUAUUGUCAUCAUCAUCAUCAUUAUUGUGUCAAUGACAAAAUGCUUAAAUUUGAUUGGUUCUUAACAGCCCAUAUUGCUCAAUUUGGCUACUGCGACACCUGUAAAUGUCCGAUUUGACCUGUUCGAGGAGGAGCUUGGAAUUGGACGGGUCAUAUGGGACAGUUAAACAGCCAAUCAGAAUCAAUUAGUAAAUGUUACUAGUCAAUGAAAUUUAACUGCAUAGCCCAUGAUAACCAAUCAAAAUCAAUGAAAAAAUAAUGAGUGAUCACGCUAUCCUGCUUCAGCUUAAAAAGAAACAUGGACGAAAUUAACUGGCCCAGUGACUUUAAUUCAGAUUUGUUACUUUUAACUUUGACAAACUGUUAUACACUAUUGAUUCAGAAAGCCUUCAAACCAAAAAAAACGAGAGCGUUCCUGUAGCCUGCGUGUCAGGCGCAGAAAAGGAGAGGGGAGGGGAGGGGAAGAAAAACUUGAGAAUGAUGACUGGCAGCUUUCGAAACUGUCGACAUCUGUAAGGAUCAAAAUUUGGCCAUAUUUAAACCAUUCGCCCCCGAGAAUUUAAAGCUUAAAUUAAAGCCAGACGGGCCGUUUUUUGGUCACUGUUUGACUAUAAAGAGCCAAAACUGCCCAGAAACUCCUUUAUAGAUGGAGCACUUCGCCGCCUGCUGCGCCAGGUGCAAAAUAUUCCGAAGUUCCUGCAUGCGCAGAAGGUACAACAGUCUGGACUUUUACCUUUGGCUUUCCCUCCUGCCCUCUUCUUUCGCUUUUCUUGGCUUCUUUUCUCUUUUGUUCCCUUGAUACUAGGUUUUAUUUCGAAGUUUCAAUGGAAUUUUCAGGUCAACUUUUCAUAGUUUUCGCAUUUUUCUCUGUUCUCCUUGACUGAAUCGGGCUCAUUUUGGCAUGGCUGGAAAGAUCUCUUCCCCCAGAACAAGUUAGAUGGCAAAGGUAUCCACUAAUGACGUCACAAGCGACUCUGACGCACCGGCGGUUACCUGCGGUUCAGGGUCGAACGGGUUAAAGCAUUUAUUUCCGCUUCUACCGGUUUUUGUUUGGUAAGAAGCUCUUAUUCGCGGCGCUUGCCCUAAGCGGGCUUCUAUUUUGGAUGGUCCCUUACUGGAGGUUCAAGUAUACUUAAGUAUUAAAAUGCUACACUUUCACUGAACGUAAGACCCUUUUUUUCCUUUGCUCUGUUACAGAGGCCAAGAAAUGGGCGAACGUGAAAAUAGUCAACCAAGUUGGUACACGUGUCAAGAUAAAAGCCAACAAGAUCCUUCCAAGUGCUGUACUGAGCAGUGGCGAAAUUUUCGUCUAUCAUCGGUUUCUUAACGGAAAAGACCGAAAGGCUAAAAUCACUCUGAAAGCAACAGAUGAGUACACGGACAAACCAUUGACCAUAAAUGGAGUUGCCAAAUUCACUGUAAGGCCAACGACAUAUGAUGAGCCGCAGGAGGCCUAUGUUUAUCGAUCAGGUGGGUGCGAUAUUUGUGUUCUGGUCUUUUGACAAAAAGAGAUCUGUUCAAAAGAAGGUGAAGUUAGCAAAACAUUUUUUCAAACAGCAGUAAACUGCCGUUUCCAUAGGUGUUUCUAAGCCCCCCCCCCCCCACUUCCCCACUUAUGAGCCCCUCCUUGUAAGCCCCCCAGUUAUAGGCCCAUCCACCAGUAAACAAAAAAAAUACACCAGGUUAUUAGCCCCCCCUCCCCCAUGAUAUGAGCCCCCCUCUAGCUUGUAUUAAAAUGAAUUUGAUCUAUUACGACGUAUUGAAGCAUAAUUAGAAACCAAUUAAUGCAAAAUGUACUUUGAUCAUCACUGCUAUGGCUCGUUUCGAAGCCAUUUUCUCCUCCUGUUGUAAAUCCACUCGAAUCGAAGCCCCUUCAUUUAUGAACCUUCCUAAUAUCCCUUAAGAAGAUGUAUAAGCACAGGCUUUAGAGGCGGCAGUUUACGGUGUUACAAGGACGAAAACAAAUCAAAUGUAAGAGAUACUCUCAACAUCAAUUGCUUUCGUGCCCACCAAUAUAGCCGAGUUUCGCAACGUGAGCAGAACGAACUGUUCUAAUUUUUUGGCGGGCCACUGCGUUUGUAAACGUACCGAAGUAAUCGUAAUGAAGAAAAGAGGGUUAAUGGUAGCUUAUAUAGAAGAGCUUUGAGUAUUUAUGCUGACGCCCCUCCAACUGUAUUCUCGUUAACUAUAGACUCAAGAAGUGGUGUCCUGGAUUUUCGUCACGGCCACAUUUACAAGAAUUUAGGCAAGUGCUACAUGUUUUUCUCACUAAUAGUUGAUUUCCAGUGUCGCGUAAUUGUUACGAGCGCGCGUGCGGAAAAAUUUACGUUCGCAAAUAAAAGGGAGGCAAUGCAUGAAAGGUCGCUCGUAAGCGUAAAAGUUGAACCUCGCUCAACUUCUCGUUUAAGCUCAGCACUUUUUAUCUGGCCUCUAUUUUAUUUACGUGAUCAAAAUUUACGUGCGUUAACGUGCGUAGCCAAAAACGCGUCAGUGGAAAUCCACCUUAAGACGUCUACCUCACCAACGUACGGAACGUGUUUUCCUUUUCAAAUGAUUCAAACCCGGAGAAAUUAUGCGUCUUUAAUGCGCAACUUUCUAUUUUCAAAUUAAAAAAACGCAUCCGUGUGGACAGGCAGACGAACCUCCCGCAAAAUACCACCCAGAAUGCAAAGAGCGCUCACAAGAGGUGGUCGUCUACGAGAGGUUCUGACUUGCUGUUCUUUGACUGGAAAACUGUAAACGAGAAGCGAAACUGGGCCGAGUUAAAUAGCGCAAAGAAUUCUGGGAUCGUUACUGGGGAAGCGCCUGUCAGCUAUUGGCCAAUAUUUUUUCCCUCUCCCCAGUAACAGUCCCAGAAGUCUUUGCGGCCCAGUUUCAUCUUCGUUUCCAAAGUGGCGAAUCGUCGUCAGGUGCACAUGUAAUCUCGUACCCAGAUCUCCCACUUUUCAGUGUAAAACAGAGUGAGAUCUGGGUACGAGAUUAGUGUACAUGUAUUCUUUCUUUUAAAUCAUUGCUUCUUUCCUUAGGUAGCGAUAACAGAUGGUUUUACGUUAAACUCAUAAACCACGCGGGAGGCCACUCCAGAAUAGUCCCGGAUCAGAUCCUCCCGGCUACCACAGUUAAUGCCGAUGAAUCGCAGGUGGAAUACGCGCGCCUGGAGCCUGGGGAUGAGUACAAGAGAAUUGUGCUAAAAGCGUUUGACGCUAUGACUGAGGAGCCGCUCAAGCUUAAUGGAGAGUACAGGCUGGGCUUAAGGCCUGAUGACGCAGGGAAUGUUGCUAAAGUAAAGGUUACUCGAGGAGGUACGUGAUUCUUUACGCGCGAGAAUUCCUGCCACAUUUUCGUCCAGACGUAAAACCAGACUCAAUUGGGACUUGCGCACGCACGUUAAUGUUUUCCAUUUUCUCAAUGACGUCGUGUUACGUGCAUUUUUGUUAGAGACUCAAGUUCUAAGAAGUGUUUAGGGGGUAUAUAGUGGUUUUCUUUCUUCUACAUACCUUUCCUUUUAUUUUCUUUUAUAUGUUGGUGUAAGCGUUCGUGAUGAGACAAACUGAUGAUUUUCUGAGUUUCUACUUUCACGAGGAGAUCUUAACACGUUUUUUUGGUUCGAGUUUUAUUUGCCUUGGAUUUGGCUCAAAGAAAAAAACACUACCAAUUUAAAAAAAUAUUCGUCUAUAAGAAAUAUUACUGUGUUUUUAGGGGUAUAAAACUAGAUGGUUUUCUUUGGUGUUCCUGAAAGGACACCAACAUGGCUUUCCUUUUAUUUUCUUUUUUGAAAUGUUGGUGUAUAUUUAUCUUUUUCAUUUCCCAGAUUCUUCCUUCUGUAUUUUUUGCAUUUUUAUUUUUAUUUCUCUUAUAUUACUUAAAUAUUUUAUAAUAAUUUUUAUAUUACAAGACCCUCAAGCUACUGAGGCUCAAAGUGUCAUCGUUUUUUAAUUAAACGUUAUUUAUUGUUCGAUUGAAAUAGUGUUUGCCUUAUAACUGCUUUCUUGUAAUCUGAUUAGAUACAAUUUACGCCAAGUGUGAUAACUUUGUUCCAAUGGAGGAAGAUGCGCCGUUUGAAUAUCAGAUAUCAACAGGUGAUGCAAAGAGUUGGUUUGAUGCUGUAAGGACCUGCAAGGUAAUCGAUACAAUAGGAACCUUUAAUAGAUUGGAAGUUCAUGAGCUCUACAUACCGUCUAUCCUCUAUCAAGCCCCAAGGGGUGGUUUAUUUAUUUCAUGCACGUUUGAGAUGGAUGGUUUAUUUAACUUAGUUAAAAGAGGCGCUAUACUGCUUUUAAAACAACAAGAGGAAGGUGCCAAUUCUCCAAUUGGAGGUCUCAUAGCCGAAAAUCAAAACCUGAUGAGCCCUAAAAAAGGAAAAAAAACCUUUCCCUGGCUGCCGCUGCCCGUGUGAUAAGGUUUUGCGCAUGAGUGAGCUACUGGCUAGGGCGUGGGUUGGUGUCGGUGCAUCACUCGCUCUUAGUUUGUUUCAUACCGGAUCAGUCCACUCGAAGUGUUACAGUCAUGGUUAAUUGAUACAAUCUAUUUUGUUUGCUUUUGAAGAAUAAGGAGGAGGCGGGGGAAAACUUAAUUACUUUCUUCCCCUGAAAAUGAGGGUCUUAUUAAAGAAAGAGGGUGCUUAAUUGAUAGCGGGGGCUUAAUAGAGGAUUUAAGGUAAUCACUUGCCACACUUGUCUUACCUCUAACGUCUCUUAUGCGCUGGCAAGCAACAGUAAACAAUGAGAGUUCUGGAAAUAUAGCUCGCUUGAAAUAGCACCGUUGCUCAAGAGUUCGAUCUCCUGCUCAAUUCUUAAGGUUACUAUUAAUUGAAUGAAAGAGAAAGAAAUGAAAGAAUCCAAAAGAAAGGACUGCUAACGUGACAGGAUAGAAAUGCGCGUACCGUACCCACGCAAAGAGCCACCUUAUAAUGUGUAGCAAGUAGUAGCGCAGGAAAGUACCGCUCGGUAGUUUUCAUUUGAAUGGUCACACUUGAGAAAAUCAUUCGCAGGAUCAAAAGUAAGAUACAGUUUGUAAGGGACAAUAAAUAGUAUAUCACAAGGCAGUACUACUCAAAAUAGUUUUGUCAUUUGACCUGGACAGAGUAGCUUUCAUCUGAUUGGUCACACAUACUAAGGUUUCUAUCCAAACACUUGCAAAAGUUGGAACCAAUUUGUGCACCAUUAUUAUAUUCAGACAACAGCCUUUUGGGUUUCAUUUGAAUUUUGAUAUAUCGCUUCCAAGGUGAGAAGAGCUUAGAAAAUUGAUAUAAGGUUUGCGUCUCUCAAUUUAGGUCUGUGACGCAGAACUACUAAGCGUUCACACAAGAGAAGAAAACGACUUUGUCACGAAGGAGCUUCGUAAGUCUUCCGAAGUGAACAAACUGUGGAUAGGUAUGAGCUACUUGGAGCAAAGACGAAUGUGGUCCUGGAUUGACGGCUCACGCUACAGGUGAUUAACUAAAGUUAAAAUCACGCAAAUUUCAGUUGUCAGUGGUUCAGUGAUUAUCAGUUGUCUUAAGUGUAGAAUUUGUACCUAGUACCUAGUACUGAAUGGGAUAGUUUAUAAUCUCGUUUCCAGGGUCUCUCUUCCUUUUGUCCCUUGCAGCCCUGGGGCCCGUUUCUCGAAAGCCUUGAAUAUUAACGGGCCUGGAAAGCUUUUGUUGUUUGUAGUUAACAUCAGUUAACAAAACAAAAUGGACUGGUUUGUUAGCGAGAACCUGCGCUUUUAUUCUUUAAAUUUUGAUUUCAAUCUUUGAUUUCGGGCCCGAAAAGUUACUAGGACUUUCGAGAAACGGGCCGCUGUAGCGAGGCAGAAAAGAGGACCUUUCAGGGAAACGAGGUUAACUAGUUAACCGUGAACUCUUUCUUAACAGUGAACAUCAAUCUGCAUAGUUGAUCGUACUACGUUCAAAUUUACUUUGCGCGCGAAAAGGCGAAGGGCUCGCCCAAAUUACUAAACUUUGCCUGGAUGAAACUGCUGCUUCUUUCACUAGUAAUGUAGAAGCUGCUCGUAAGAUGUUUCCUCAUUGGUCGCAGAAAACAAUAACACAUCACUGUUUAUCAUUAUUUCCCAUUGUUUCACGGUUAGGGUAUCGAACAAAUUGUCUGUUAGGGUUAGUAGAGGUGCUACAUGACCUCUUUUACAGGCUUUCCUAGGGCUUAGUGGAGAGCCUGGGCCUUUAAAGCAGGGUACUGGAAACGAGCGAGAAGCGUGAGUGGGGGAUGAUGGGAACGAGCGCAGACCACGAAUGGGGAGUGAUGGGAAGGAAAAGGAGAGAAAGGGGAUAAAAUAGAAGCUCCUGAUUAUUUCCAAGAAUUUCGACCUCUAGAGAGAUUCCAGGGCUUAUCGAUUUAACAUCAAAUGUUCUAGGGAAAAAUCGAUUUUUCUUUUUAUGUAUGUAUCAAAAGUAGCUUUUUACACAGCAGCAAUACUAAUUAAAUACUCUUGUUAUGCUGCAUGCUUAGAUACCAGAACUGGAAAGAAGGCCAACACUAUGACGGUAAAGAUGAGCAGUGCGGUAUAAUAUAUCAACAGUAUGACUGGGGAAGAUGGGAUGAUGACAACUGUUAUAAACCCCUGGGAUAUAUCUGCAAAAGACGUGAGUACUGCAGCUACACAAAAAGCCUGUCUUUAUCACGUAGCGUGUUAAUUACCUACCCCCUUUUCGGUUGGUCGGAAUACUGGCCCCUAACCUGUGAUUAUUUUUGAGGGGGGGCGGGUUUCUGAAAAGUGCAUUUCAGUGCAUUUUGAGCGAUAGGGAAAUAAAUUUUAGCCAUGAGGAUGACACUUCUGCUUCAAUCGAACAAAAUCCAAAAUAAUCCCAAAUGAUGAUCCAAAAUAAAAUGAAAUACGAUAGACUUAUUGUCCCACUUUAAAAAAAUGAUUUUUUGUGAGUAGCCGGAACACAAUUUUUUUAAAACAGCUUCUCUGUUCACGCUCUUGCAUGGUCAAUCGUUUUCGAUCACUUUUCAAGUGUAAACGUCUAAAAAGGAGGAAGGUGGUUAAGGGAUUGUUGUUAAGAAUUGCUAAAUCAUCUUUUCUAAAACUACCGAUUUAUAUAUCGCUUUUAGCAAAUCAACUAAAAGAUCAUCCACUGUUCAAGAUCCCUUACAAACGUUUUGCAGUCUAGCUCUCUGAAUAUUGGCGCUAUAAGCCCUAGGAUGUGUGCAGGGAGGUAGGAAUUUUAAGGCCCGCUGCCUAGGAGAAUUCCACGUGCUUUCAAGAAAGGAUUUCUCCCUCAAUAAGUGGAGUGAUAAUUGAAGUCUGUCAUACACUUGCUAUUCAACUUGCGGAACCAUGUUCCGUAGAGGCGGUCGAUGGGGACGGGAUUCUAUGGCUCGAGGGACAAAGAGGGAAUAGUUUGUUACGAAGUGCUUGGACGCGUGCGUCUGUUUCUCUCUCGAAUUUUUCAAAUUAGUUAAUGUUUCUCUUUUUUAAUGAUUUUCAGAUCGUUCAAGGAAUUCAGAUAAAUCUAACAAUAGCACAAAAUCAGCAAAUGGGAAGAGAGGUGAGGAGCAGUUACUGGGGCAAUGAUUAACUGGUGCCGGAAUUCUUCCAUAACGAACUGAUAACUACAUCGGUUACAAGGCGUUUUGAUACAAGUCGUUUCGAUACAAUUUUAUUCAGUCGAGGUGUAAAUAGUUUCACGUUCUUGGCUUAAAGGAAGAAGAAUAUUCACCCCUAAUGUUUUUCGUGUUCACGCAAAAACCAUACUUGAAGUGGUCAAAAGUAGUGUGCAAUUUCACUGCUUGAGUUCGUAUCGAAACGACUUGCAUCGAAACGGCUUUGUGUUAAAACGACCGGUCUCCACUACAUCUAUUUCUUACUGAGUUAACGUUUCUUGAAACUCAACUAAGCUGGCAUUCAGAGCACAUCAGCGUGAUCAUAAUACUUUAUUAACGUGCUCUAACAAGCUUUCUCAAGGUUCUCUUGAUUGACAGAAGUAACUGAAAUUUCUUCCUGUGAAAUUUUUAAAACUGUAUCUGUAAGAUGACGGUAGUCGCAAGGGAGAAAUGUCGAUUCUAGAUUUAAGUCGUAUUUCACCUAAAAAUAUUGUAAAUUAAUAGAGUGAAGGAAGGAUUUCAUGCAAUAUUUUCUCUGAAACUAGGAUUAGAACUGUGAGCUAAUAUAAACUAAGAAAUAAUCAUGAUUACCUGAAACUAACAUAAUAGAAAAAAAUGUAAAAGAUAUAGCGCAUAUGAACACAUUUCUAGGUAGUCUCCAUUUUCAAGAAGUUUUUUUCAUAUAACAUAAUGGAUGUGACAGUUAAGCGAAUUUCAAAGUUAAAAUGGGUACAUAUUUUCACUGAGAAAUAUUUCCGAGUGCAAACAAGUAAACAUCUGUAUUAAAGAACCAAGCCAAAUCGAUAUAUUUCCAUAAUGACCUACUAAUAAAGAUUUUAAAACUAUGGCUCUGUUUUUAAUAACUUUUUAACAAACUAUUUCAUCCUCUUUACCGAAUUUUAUAGUCUUUCUGUUAUGUGAUAUUGUAACUGACAUCUAGACUACGAGUAGUCUCACAUUUUUCCUCAGGGAUAGUAGAGCGAGCGAAACGCGAGCGCGCGUGAAAAUCACCCCACGCGAGAAAAGGCGACAAGCGGCGGGGAGAGAGAAAAAUGAUUUUUCUCUCUCCCCGCCACUUGUCGCCUUUUCUCGCGUGGGGUGAUUUUCACGCGCGCUCGCGUUUCGCUCGCUCUACUAUCCCUGAGGAAAUUUGGGGCACUACUCGUAGUCUAACUGACAUCAGCCUCCUUGAAAGUUCUAUAAUUUUCUAUGUGGUAUAUAACAGGGUUCUCUCGAAAAUGUGAAAUAAAAGGUGAAAAAACAUUGAGUAAGCGGCAACUGUUUCGAUCGAAAGGCGUGUCUUGAACGUUGCAGAUUUGUGUGUAGGGAUAGGUAUGGGAAGUGGGCUACUUUCUUUUUUGGGGGGGAAAUCCGGGGCCUCCCCUAGGAUAAUUUUUAUCUUGGGGUUUCUGAAAAGUGCAGUUCUGUGCAUUUUGAGCUACCAGAGAAAAAAGAUCACCUGUGUUUAUCCACAUUUGUUUGUCCCACUUAAUAAGUUAUUUUUAGUUUUUGAGUGGCCGGCGCCUUUGUGACAACUAAAAGGCGAUUUUAUCCGGUCGCCGGAACUUCUGGGAACCCUGUAUAUGAGUGGGGUCUUGGAGUGUACGGUUGUAAAGCUCUACAAAAGUAGGUUUGCGGAAGGGUUCGUUUUCUAUUCGAGUCGCUAUUUGCUAAUUAUUUUGAAUUUUCCUUGUUAAUUACAGUAAUUCGUCCAUUUUUUAUCCCCCGUCGAUCUAUUUAAUUCGUUCCCAUGUCUACUAGCUUCUACUGUUAAUGUAACGUUGCAGGGUGCCCAAACAUUUCUCCAGAGUGCCCCUCCCUGUGCAAGAUUGUUAGGAUUCCCGGAUCUUGUCCCCAGUGUGACUGUGGUCCUCUUGUGAAAGGUUUGUUGUCUCACUGAAGAGAUUUCGGAAGUGACUAAAGAUACUGACUCCAUCCCCUGCUGCUCCGAUUGUAUUGCCAGUAAGGUUAAUAUUCCUAGCGCGCCUUCGUGUAUCUUCCAGAGCAUAUAAAAGUGAAUAGAAACUGAGCAAUUUUUCUUAGAAGAAAAAAAAAAAUAAAGUGGGAGUAUACCUCAGUGAGCGAUUGCGGGGGGAAAUGGUCUUUCCAGCGCUAACCGAAUGCCCGUAAAUUUGGGCAACUCAUUUUUCAUGUACCUGCGUGUUUGUUUGUUUGUUUGUUUGUUUUUUCAUCCGAGUGACAUGUUGUUUCCCAAUGGCACGUGUUUACAUGGAUACAAAGUUAUUGUCUUUUUUUAAUUAGGUUAUGACGCUAUGAGCGAUAAGGAGCGAUCAAGGGUUAGAAACCUGUUCUCGGAGGCUAACCGUCAAAUGCACGAGGCUAGACGGGCUGGGAUCACGCGUGCACGGACCAUUCGUCGUUCUAGAAUCAUGAUGGAAGCAAACCGGUUACAAGCUGAAGCAAGGACUCUUCAGGAGAUGGCUAACAUUGAAGGGAUCCCUCUAAAUUUGCCAUUCCAACCUCCCCCACUAUCCCUGCGAAGGGAAACGAUUUCAAAGCCAGAAAUGAACAUGGCUAGAGAAAUUGCGGUCUUAAUGAACGAUAUCGAGAAGGCCGAACAAAAACGCGAGAAAAGGAUUUAA
Porites lobata is the source of this 23605-nucleotide messenger RNA. Lineage: Eukaryota; Metazoa; Cnidaria; Anthozoa; Scleractinia; Poritidae. The record is from the annotation of a GenBank genome assembly.